Epinephelus moara (kelp grouper) is the source of this 3314-nucleotide messenger RNA. It is a transcript of the gene fzd5, whose product is annotated as frizzled class receptor 5. The transcript has a single exon. Lineage: Eukaryota; Metazoa; Chordata; Actinopteri; Perciformes; Serranidae. The coding region runs from base 713 to 2485 and encodes 590 amino acids. Gene Ontology annotation, cellular component: plasma membrane. The record is from RefSeq and is a predicted model, not a curated record. Gene Ontology annotation, biological process: canonical Wnt signaling pathway; non-canonical Wnt signaling pathway. Gene Ontology annotation, molecular function: Wnt receptor activity; Wnt-protein binding.
UCCCGGGGUUCAGAGAAGGCUGCAGCCGCACAGUGCUGCUACUGCUGCUGCACAUGAUAACACGGGACAAGUUUCUCCCCCUGAAUGACGCCUCGGAUUAUUCCUGUGUUUUAUUUUAUCUCCUUCAGAGGCAACAGAGGAGACAGCUGAGAAACUUUGACAAGGAGAAACUAACAUGUGCCUGGAGGCUGUUUUCAUGUUGCUGAGGGAAUAAACGUGACUAGUAAACUAGUAAAAAUAAACUAGUGGAUUUUACGCACCGGGCUCCGGACGCACAGACUUUAAACACUGAUAUAUGAUUUUUGUUUUGCUUUUUUUUUUAUUUUUAGCUUUUAGUCUUUUCUUCAAAUAGCGUGAUGCGACUUUUAGAGGCGUUUGCAGCCCGUCGGGAACAAGCAGGGCUGGUGAAAAUGUUACAAGGUCGUUAAAUUUAUUGGAACGUGACCACCGGAGAUGAACUUUCUCCGUGAUGAUUGCGGAGCUCUGGUGAAUGAUUGACAGCAGAGACUCGGCCUGACGCUCUUUGGACUAACUGGAUCCACCUACAGGAGUUUAACUGGUUUAGUUUUAAUCAUUAAGAGGCUGGAAGGAGCAGAAUGAACCUCUGGACCUGAUGCAUGCAGCAGGAGAAGAAAGUUUUUAAGGUUUCCGAGAUGAAGUCAUAAAUUAAAGAAGCUGUUUCACCCUCCUCUGUUUUAUUUUUAUUGUUUUAAUGACUCUAAUGUUUCUAAAACAUUUGAUUUUCUAUAUGGCAUCUUUGGUGAGGCACGCGCCCUGCAGCCCGCGGCCCCUCGUGCUGCUGCUGCUGCUGUUCCGGUGUCCUGGUCUCACGUCAGGAGCCUCCAAGGACCUGGUGUGUGAGCCCAUAACUGUGCCCAUGUGCAGGGGCAUCGGCUACAACCUGACCUACAUGCCCAAUCAGUUCAACCACGACACCCAGGAGGAGGUGGGGCUGGAGGUGCACCAGUUCUGGCCCCUGGUCCGGAUCCGCUGCUCACCAGACCUGCUCUUCUUCCUGUGCAGCAUGUACACCCCCAUCUGCCUGCCGGACUACCGCAAGCCUCUGCCGCCCUGCAGGUCCGUGUGUGAACGGGCCAAGCGAGGCUGCUCCCCUCUGAUGAGCCAGUAUGGCUUCGAGUGGCCCGAGAGGAUGAGCUGCGAACAGCUGCCACAGCUGGGCGACGAGGUCUUGUGCAUGGACCAGAACAGCAGCGAGACUACCACCCUGGCUCCACCUUUCCCCAAGCCCACCCCUAAAGGCCGGACCAGACCGCCAAGCCCUCUGCAGUGUGACAGGGAGUGUCGCUGUCGAGACCCCCUGGUCCCCAUCAAGAGGGAGUCCCACACCCUGUACGGCCAGGUCCAGACCGGCCCCCUACCCAACUGCGCCCAGCCCUGCCACCAACCCUACUUCUCAGCAGACGAACGUGCCUUCACCAGCUUCUGGGUGGGACUCUGGUCGGUGCUGUGCUUCAUCUCCACCUUCACCACCGUCGCCACCUUCCUCAUUGACAUGGAGCGCUUCAAGUACCCAGAGAGGCCCAUCAUCUUCCUGGCUGCGUGCUACCUCUUUGUGUCUUUGGGUUACAUCAUCCGCCUGGUGGCAGGUCAUGAGCGGGUGGCGUGUGGUGCCAGCGGCAGUGUCAGUGGCGACCAGCUGCACAUCCUCUACGACACCACAGGCCCCGCUCUCUGCACCCUCGUCUUCUUGUUGGUGUAUUUCUUCGGCAUGGCCAGCUCCAUCUGGUGGGUGGUGCUGUCCUUCACCUGGUUCCUGGCUGCAGGGAUGAAGUGGGGCAGCGAGGCCAUCGCAGGAUACUCGCAGUACUUCCACCUCGCCGCCUGGCUCAUCCCCAGCGUCAAGUCCAUUGUCGUCCUGGCUCUCAGCUCUGUGGACGGGGACCCUGUGGCUGGAAUCUGCUAUGUUGGGAACCAGAGUCUGGAGAACCUGAGGGGAUUCGUACUCGCACCUUUGGUGGUUUACCUCUUCACUGGCUCACUGUUCUUACUCGCCGGUUUCGUUUCCCUCUUCCGCAUCAGGAGCAUCAUCAAGCAGGGCGGCACCAAGACGGACAAACUGGAGAGGCUGAUGAUCCGCAUCGGGCUCUUCACGGUGCUCUACACCGUCCCCGCCACCAUCGUGGUGGCCUGCCUGGUCUACGAGCAGCACUACCGGCCCGGCUGGGAGCGAGCGUUAGCCUGCACCUGCCCGUCCGAGCGCCAGCGCCUGGGCCCGGACUACGCCGUCUUCAUGCUCAAGUACUUCAUGUGCUUAGUGGUGGGCAUCACCUCAGGAGUUUGGAUUUGGUCAGGGAAAACUCUGGAGUCCUGGAGGAGGUUUGUGGGGCGAUGCUGCCCCUGCUGGCCGCAGAAGGCCACUGCUCCUCCCUCCAUGUACAGUGAGGCCAGUAGUGCUUUAACUGGACAUACUGGGACUGGGCUGACAUCAGGGAUCUACCACAAAGCUGCUCCGUCACAUAUAUGAACAGAGUAAGGAGGUGUGAUGUUCGCACAGUCUGGACACUCGUAAAUAAAUUGUCCAAACAGAAACUGAGUGUGGACGAACAUCUGUGUGCUCUGAAUUUCAGCUCUCACAAAAACUAGAUGAAGAUUCAGAGCGUAAAAAGGGAAAAAUAAAAAGGUAAUAGGAAUUUAAACGAGAGAAAAUCCAACACAGCAUAUUUAAGAGUCUGACUUUUCUGACUCCAACAGUUGCUUUUCUACGAGGUCGAGCAGACGAGAAAACAACCUUAAAAAAACAGUUACACACACGCUUCUUCCUACCUGCUUCUCCUGAGCACUGAGAGACAAACAUAUUUAUUAAUGUACAUAUUGUAUAAAUGUGCUGUAAAGAAAAUUAGGUGUAUAGUGUGAUAUGUUUAGUUUGUAACCAACCAAUGCCACUGCCACAAGCUAAGUUCAAGACACCAGAGAAACAAAUCUGGUCCGAUUUGAAACUGUAUAAACGUGUACAUAGAUGUGCUGUUUGAUGUCAGUGUUUGAAUGUGAUGUCUGGUGUGUGAUUUCAAAGUGAAACUGUGCUGAGAGGGAUCCAAACAAAAAAGGAAUUCAGUCUUUAUGCUGAUACUGUUCUGACCUGUGAGCUCCGUUAUUGGUUUCUACUUUAAGUUUGUUUCUGAGCGUGUUCUGUUCAUGAUGUGUGAACUAAGCAGCUCUGAUUAGGUUAAAGCCGCAGGAUGGAUCUGAGCCUGGCCUUUACCCCCACCUGCUGGCUGAUGGUGGAGCUGCUCACUGUAUGUUCCCACAUCAUGAACUCCCUUCGACUAGAUCCAUAUUAGACCACAGACCCUAAG